Molecule: messenger RNA, 972 nt
Organism: Penicillium nucicola
Lineage: Eukaryota; Fungi; Ascomycota; Eurotiomycetes; Eurotiales; Aspergillaceae
Product: aldo/keto reductase family protein
Exons: 2
Coding region: 1-972 (323 amino acids)
Molecular function (GO): oxidoreductase activity
Source: RefSeq, a predicted model, not a curated record
AUGGCUCCUAUUAAUCUCAUCUGGGGCGGAGGCUCUAUCAUGGACGAGGCAUCUUACCCCACACUUGAUUCUGUCAACGCAGCUCUAGACAUCCUGCAAGCCAACGGUGUCAAAACGAUCGACACAGCCAGAAUUUACCAGAGCUCUGAGGAGCGUCUUGGCCAAGUCAAGGCUGCCUCUCGCUUCGCAAUUGAUACAAAACACCCCGGCGGGUUUGCCCCGGAGGCAAACUCCCAAGAAUUGAUUGGCUCAAUUGCGAACCAGAGCUUGAGCCUUUUACAAACAGAUCAGGUGGAUGUCUACUACAUUCAUGCACCCGAUCGUCGAUUCCCUCUCGAGGAGCUUCUGGCCGGUGUAAACACCCUCUACCAAGCCGGAAAGUUCAAGCGCUUCGGUCUCUCCAACUUCCUAGCUACAGAGGUGGAUGAAGUCGUUCGUGUUUGUCGCGAGAAGGGAUAUCCCCUGCCUAGUGUGUACCAAGGAAACUACUCCGCCGUCGCACGUCGCGCGGAGAAAGAGUUGCUACCCACAUUGCGCAAGCACAAUAUUGUCUUUAAUGCUUAUUCGCCUAUUGCGGGUGGAUUCUUGACUAAGGGCGCAGAGGUGAUUGCUUCUGGUGGCGAAGGUCGAUGGGAUCCGCAGUCAAUGAUUGGAGGUCUUUACCAUGCCCUUUAUAAUAAGAAGCAUAUGCUUGAGGGCUUGAGACUCUGGGAUAAGAUUUCAAAGGAGUCUGGCAUUCCCAAGGCCGAACUAGCAUAUCGUUGGGUGGCACACAACUCAGCACUAAGUGGAGAGUUUGGGGAUGGGGUUAUUUUUGGCACGCGCACCAUCGAGCAGCUGAAUCAGACUCUUGCUGCGUUUGCCAAGGGUCCUCUUGACCCGAAGAUAGCGGAGCAGAUUGAGCAGGUUUGGAAUCUUGUUGAAGUUGACGCGCCUUUGGAUAACUUUAAUGAUUUGAUCGGUAAGCAGUGA